CUCCAGCUUUUCGAGCGCGGCGUUCUCAUCUACUGCUCGAAGUUACGACCCGCUUCGUGUUCUGACCGCUACAAACUUCGCGUGGAAAACUUGGGCCUAGCGGACUCGGUCAUCAUGUCCGCCGCAGUCACGAUUGCAAACGGUGAGAUGGUCGAGCGUCUUCGUCAGGCCGUCAAAGAUUGUGCCGACAGAGGACUCCACCAGGCAUCCAAAUGGGCUGCCGAGCUUCUAUCAUCCAUAGAGCUGUCGAAGAGGCAUCCAGUGGCAGAUGUUAAGGGCGCUUUUUCCACGUCUACACCGGCACGGCUGCGUUCACCUCGUCGCUCUAUAUCUCCUGGCAGCUCCUCUCCCUCACCUGAUGCUUUAGCGUCAUCAUCUUCAUCUCUACCACCACCUCCAGUUCAUCGACACCCACAUGUGCCAAUAGCUUCAGAUGUCGACGACAUUGGGGUACGGAUACGGGAGAUAAAGAUCGAGUCCAUGGAAGAGGACACGUUAUCUAUGGGCAAAGCCUACUUUGAUGCGAGAGAAUUUACUCGUGCCGCUCACGUUCUGUCGUCGUGCUCCAGCGCACGUGGACAAUUUCUAACGAUUUACAGCCGGUUCUUGGCCAGUGAGAAAAGGGCGCUCCGAGAUUGGAACAAACUGGAUGGUGGUCGUCAACAGGCUGCGGUUCCCGUAAAUGCAUCCAUUUUUGUGAUGCUUGAAGACGCAACAAAGCUUUCGAACGAAGCAGACCCGUGGAUAUUAUUUCUGCGUGGUCUUCUGCUAUAUCGAUUGGAUAGGCGAGAAGAGGCCAUUGAGUGCACGCUCCUUUCGCUCCAGCGAUAUUCUUGGAAUUGGUCGGCCUGGACACUCUUGAGCAAUCUCAUCCACGAUGGUGAAGAGCUAUCUGCGCUCUUACCUUUGAUGCCACGACCUCCAACACAUCCGCUUGUACAACUCUUUCAAGUUCGAACGAUGAACGCACUUCACCAGUCUUCAGAAAACGAACUCGGAUUAUGCGAGCGACUGCUCGGCACGGAUUACUUCCCUCAUAGCUUGUGGAUCAUGAGCCUCCGUGCAUGUGUCCUCUAUCACCUUCACGAUUUUGGGCAAGCGGAGCUCCAGUUCCAGAAGAUUCUUGCUGUAGAUCCUUACAGAAUAGAUGAUAUCGACAUAUACUCUAAUAUUCUCUACGUCACAGAAAAUAGGCUCAAAUUGGCAAAUUUGGCACAUGAUUUUCUCCUACUGGACAAAGAUCGACCCGAAGUGUGCUGUCUCGUUGGCAAUCACUACUCUUUGCGCGCAGAACACGAAAAGGCUUACGUGGAGAUGAAAAAUUCGCAUGCGGCCAUCGAAGCCUAUCGCCGGGCUGUGGAUGUGAAUCGGAAAGAUUACCGAGCGUGGUAUGGUCUUGGACAAGCGUAUGAAUUACUAAACAUGCAUCAAUACGCGCUGUACUACUAUCAACACGCAACUUCUCUUCGACCAUACGAUGUCCGACUGUGGCAAGCGCAAGGCGCUAGUUAUGAAGAGAUGGGCAGGCUACGUGAAGCGAUUGAUUGCUUCAAGCGUGCCUUGCUGGGCGCAGAUGUCAAUGAAAUCACUAUCAAUCUCAAACUUGCCAAGCUUCACGAAGACCUGGAGGAGUAUGUUGAAGCGGCGGCAUAUCAUCGGCGAGUGAUAGACGUGUGCAAGAGCACCUUGAAAGCGAUAGGCGAAUAUGCCAAAUCCCUCGUAUUCGUUGCGCGCUAUCAUUUUGAGAAAGGAGGAGGAGAACUGGACCUAGCUCGAGAGUAUCUUGAAAAGGUCGCUGCGAGUAACUCGGAGGAGGCUGAUAGGGCGUCUGAUCUUUUGAAGAAGGUGAGAGUUGCACUCGAAGUCAAAGCACGGGAGCGGGAUGCAGUAGGUCCGGGAGAGCAGUCAAUGGACUCUGAGGCGAUGAGUGUAGCUCCAAUAUGA
Molecule: messenger RNA, 1944 nt
Organism: Heterobasidion irregulare TC 32-1
Lineage: Eukaryota; Fungi; Basidiomycota; Agaricomycetes; Russulales; Bondarzewiaceae
Exons: 13
Coding region: 115-1944 (609 amino acids)
Biological process (GO): cell division
Cellular component (GO): anaphase-promoting complex
Molecular function (GO): protein binding
Source: RefSeq, a predicted model, not a curated record